Microplitis demolitor is the source of this 4607-nucleotide messenger RNA. RefSeq names its product 3-phosphoinositide-dependent protein kinase 1 (gene Pdk1). Gene Ontology annotation, molecular function: ATP binding; protein serine/threonine kinase activity. The transcript is spliced from 4 exons. The record is from RefSeq and is a predicted model, not a curated record. Lineage: Eukaryota; Metazoa; Arthropoda; Insecta; Hymenoptera; Braconidae. Gene Ontology annotation, biological process: peptidyl-serine phosphorylation; intracellular signal transduction. The coding region runs from base 410 to 2047 and encodes 545 amino acids.
CGAGCACAGAAAUUCAGUGUGCGAACGGUUUUCGGAGAGUGUAGAUCUAUUUCUUUACGAGUUCCGUCCAGUUGUAUUUAUCAAUUUACAUAUACAUACAUAUAUACAUAUAUAUAAAUAUAAAUAACUAAAAAAACAUUUACGGCGAUUUAUAAAAAAAAAAUAAACAAUUAGUUACUAAAUAAAAAAAAAAAAGUUAAUCAGUUUAGUUUUGUUAAUGUAAAUAUUAUUUUUAAAUUUCGUUUUGUCACAGUGGCUUUAAAAAUUCAAACUGGAUUCCAACAAGCAGUUUACGUCGCGAUUACAUCGCGGCUAUCGACAACUUAAGAAAUUUUUCAAGCGUGUGGCAAACCAGACGCUCAGUGUUUCGACACAACCGACGGUAACGGUGGAGGGCCCGGUGUGUAAAAUGUCUCCACCAACGAAUGAUGUUACCAGCGGCGUAGUGGCGCCGUCUGAUAAUCUCAUGCCACGAGUUCCUCCUGCGGCAAAUCCUACCAUCAACAUCCUUCAGCCGCACAAGCGUACUGCUAAUGACUUUAUCUUCGGUAAAGUUAUUGGCGAAGGAAGUUUUUCUACCGUCUACAUCGCCAAAGACAUCCAUACUAACCGAGAGUAUGCUAUAAAAGUGUGCGAGAAGCGUCAUAUCAUAAAAGAAAAAAAGACUGAGUACGUAAAACGUGAGAAAGAAGUACUGAACAUGUUGGCUGGUGCAAGACACUCAUUCGUAAGAUUGUUUUGUACCUUUCAAGACGUCGACCGACUUUACUUUGUACUGUCGUACGCCAAAAACGGGGAAUUACUUCCUUACAUCAACAAAGUCGGGUCAUUUGACAUCGAGUGUACCAAGUUCUACUCCGCGGAAAUUCUCCGCGGAUUGGAGUACCUUCACGGUCUUGGAAUCAUUCAUCGCGAUCUUAAACCCGAAAAUAUUCUUCUUGACGAAAAAAUGCACAUACUGAUCACCGACUUCGGUAGCGCUAAAAUACUCAAAGACGAUCCCGAUACCUUGACAACAACAACCACCGCCACCACAACAACAACAACCCAGUCUGACGCUAGUGAUAAAAAUGAACGACCUCGUAGACGCGAAAGAAGAAAUUCAUUUGUCGGUACGGCGCAAUAUGUAUCACCGGAAAUACUCACAGACAAACCAGCAUCCAGAGCAUCUGAUCUCUGGGCUCUUGGAUGUAUUAUCUAUCAAAUGGUAUCAGGAUUGCCGCCAUUUUAUUCUAAAAGUGAAUAUCUCAUUUUUCAACAAAUUCUCAAACUCGACUACGAAAUCCCAGAUGGUUUUUGCCCAUUGGCUAAGUCACUUGUGAGCCAGUUGUUGAUUAUCGAUCAAUCGCAGAGACUUGGCGCCCAAGAUGAACACGGUGCUGGAUAUCCAAGCAUUCGCGCUCACCCAUUUUUCGAGGGCGUUGAUUUUGAGACACUCCAUGAACAAGUACCGCCAUCUAUUUACCCAUAUUUACCUGGUACGUCUGAGCACGAAGAAAUGCGCUCCCAUUACCGGGUACCAGAUCAUCUAGAGCCGGGUCUUGAUGACAAACAACUCACAAGAUUACUCGGUCUUGGUAUCGGUCAAGAGACACCUGAGAAACCAGUGCCCGUAAUAUCUGUCGUCAAAAAACCCAAGCAGAAGGCGUCAAGUAUCGUCGACUUAACACCUGGAGAAUUUAAAAGUCAACUAGAGGCUCAGCGUGCGUCUAAUCAGUGGCAUCCUUUUGUCGAUGAUCAAGUAAUUCUCAAACAAGGUUUCAUCAACAAACGCAAAGGACUUUUUGCUCGAAGACGGAUGCUGCUACUGACCACCGGACCCCAUCUAUUUUACGUCGACCCUUUCAAUAUGAUUUUGAAGGGAGAGAUUCCAUGGAGUAAAGAACUCAGAGUCGAACCGAAAAAUUUCAAAAUUUUCUUCGUUCACACGCCUGACAGAACGUAUUAUCUCGAAGACCCUGAAGGUUUUGCACUAGAAUGGUGUCGAGUUAUCGAAGAAAUGAGAGUUCACUAUUACGGUUUGCAGGAAAACAAAAAAUCACAUUAAUGACAAUUUAUGUAAAUGUCAUUGCAGUAAAUGUAUACGACAAUUAAUGACAGUUCGCAAUAGUGUCACUUCUAUAUAUAUAUAUAUAUAUAUAUAUUUUUUUUUUUUUUAAGUAAAAAUCGUCAGUUAUGUAUAUAACUUAUUUAUUUAUGACGACUUUAACUUAAAGUACGUAUCCAAAGUAAUUAUUAAACAUUUUUAAAUAAUUGUUGAAUUAAUAUAUAAUUAAAAAACAAUCCGUGAGUUAAUUAACGUUAAAAGCUUUAAUACAUCGCCGUAAAUGUGCGUAAGAUAUAUAAUUUUAAAUGCACACUUAUUAUACGCAUUUUUCUCUACUCAUUUUAAUUCAUUAUUAUUAUUAUUAUUAUUCUUAUUAUUAUUAUUAUCAUUAUUAUUAUUAUUAUUAUUAUUAAUAUUAUUAUUUAAUCAUUCCUUUGUAAAUAUUGUAAAUAUCGAGUUUAUAAAUCGGCUUUGUUGAAUAAUUAGUAAUUAUAAUCAUAGAGUUAAUUUAACACGACAUAAAAAAAAUAUAUAUAUAUACAUAUAUAUGAAAUUCAAGUGACAUUUUAAUAGCGGACUACUAGUAACACAAUAAUUUAAAAAAAAUUAGACAAUUUAAACUAAUUAUAACCGAGAUCUAAAAAAAUUAAUAGAUACUCAAUAAUUUUUUAGUCAAUAAUUAAUUAGUUAAAUUAAAUAGUAAGUAAAUGUUAUGUCGCGAAAGUGUUUAUUGUGUCGUAUAAAAAUAUUAACAUAUUUUAAAUUCAUUUUCAUUUAUAAUGUAUGCCGUUACUUAAUUUUUUUUCUUUUUUUUUUUUUGUUAAUUUAUAUCAACGAUUUGCAUUACGUUAUAUAAUUUUUCAUACUGUAACAAAAUUUGCGGAGUAAAUUCGGAGUCAGACUCGUUAUUUAUUUAAAUUUACUUCGGAGGGGAAUUUAAUUUAACAUUCAAAUUUCGAAUCGGAGUAAAUGCGAAUUUUAAAAAAAUCCCGAUCACUUUAAAAUGACCGCAAAAAAAAAAAUUUUGACUUCGAAACUUUGAUUAGUGACGGAGUUAAUUUUGAUUAAUUUAAAAUCCGUAAUCACUCCGAAUUUACUCCGAUUUUUUUACAGUUCAUUAUUAUCAUUUAAUAUUUAUUUAAAACAUUCUUCAUUAUUUAUUUGUUCGUUAAAACAUUACUAUUAUUAUUCAUACGUGUCAAUGCAACUAGUAUUAUUGUUAUAGUUAUUGUAAUUACUAUCUGACUUGAAAAAAAAAAAAAAAAAAAAAAAAAAAAUUAUUAUUAACAAAUAGAUACUGCAGUUGCUGUGUUUCUAUUGAACCGGCAGCAGUACUAUCACCUUUUAUGUAAAUACUGCCGUGUUCAAAAUUAAAAUGCGUAGUACUGACUCACGUGACAUACAAUCGAGUUCAAUGUCCAUUUGUUGUAUAAUAUUUAUAUGUUAAUUAAGUGCGUACAUGUACGUACGUCUUGUAAAUAAUUUAUAUCUAUCUAUCUCUACAUAUACAUAUAUAUAUUUAUUUAUUUAUAAAUCCGUAGAUAAACGAGUGUACAAAUAAAAGUCUCAUUAUAAAAUCUAAAUAAGCAAAAGUCAAUAGCUCGAUUGUAUCGAUACCUAAAAUUUUUUCUCAAACGUUAGCACAGAAUAAAUCAGGGUAUUUAGAAAUAUAUAAGUCAGAAAAUAUAUACCGAGUCAAGCUGCUCGAAAUAAUGAUUUAAUUAUUUAUUAAUUAAAUAAUUGUCCCCGGUGCCCAAUGGUCGGUUCAAAAAGACCGCUUUUGACAGGUCAUGUAAGGUCUGGGCGGGCUGCGCGACCUCAUGUAUAUAUUUUCUGACAAAUUGUAUUUCUAAUUUAAUUAUAAGUCAUAUUUAUAUAUAUAUAUGUGCAAUAUUAAUGUUGAGGAAAAAUUUUAUAAAUUAAUGUCGCGUUUAAUUGCCGGCUUGUGCGAAUCAAAGAGUAUUUAUAAUAAACUUUGCUCUAUCUACGUUUUAUGUAGGUACUGCAAACUUUUUAUCUCAAUACCUCGCAGUAAGCCGGUGAUUAAUUACUGGUACUACGUCAUUAGCCAAUAAAAUAAUUAAAUAAAUUUUAGACCUCGAUAUAAAAUUAAUUAUUGCCGUAGUUAAGAUACUUUAAUGUUUAUAUAAAUAAAUAAUAAUUAUAAUUAUCAUCAAUUACAUAAUUUGGCGUAAUAAUUUUAUGUCUACUGGUUAUUGUUUGUGUUUUUUUUUUUCGAUGCAAGUCAAGAUUAUAAUUAAAUUUACAGUAUUAUUAAAUGUAUGUAGACUAAGUGUGUACUUUUAUGUACGUUAUACACAUCAUUAUUACACACAUACUAAGGGCGUAUUAUUAUUACUAUUAUUAUUAUUAUUAUUACUAUUAUUAUUUUAUUGUUAGAUAUAACUCUUUGCGUUUUAUUUCUGCGCAUAUAUACCGCGAGUUAUAUUUAAGAUCAUUUGAUUUAAUAAAUGAAUAAUGUAUGAUUAUAAUAAUUUGUGUAAAAAUUUAAGUAUGAUGUGAAUGUUAAAGCCCUAUUGACAUAUGAUCAAUAUUUCAA